Messenger RNA from Salarias fasciatus (jewelled blenny), 3636 nucleotides. RefSeq names its product protocadherin beta-15-like. The record is from RefSeq and is a predicted model, not a curated record. Lineage: Eukaryota; Metazoa; Chordata; Actinopteri; Blenniiformes; Blenniidae. Gene Ontology annotation, molecular function: calcium ion binding. The transcript is spliced from 3 exons. Gene Ontology annotation, cellular component: plasma membrane. Gene Ontology annotation, biological process: homophilic cell-cell adhesion. Bases 1 to 3636 code for a protein of 1211 amino acids.
AUGGGCAAAGAAAAUCAAUUCCGAUUCGGAAAAUACAAUAUUUUGGCAUUGUAUUUGAUUCUAUCACUGAUACGGUAUAAACUGGCUUUGGCGGAAUUAAGAUAUUCAAUUCCAGAGGAGGUGAGAGAGGGAACUGUUGUUGGGAAUGUUGCAAAGGAUCUUGGUCUGGAAAAAUCAUCUUUGUCUUAUCGACGAUUUCGUGUUGUGUCGGGCUCAAAGGAUGCUUUUUUUGACGUUAAUACAGACAACGGUUCAUUGCAAGUUCGGAAGAAAAUCGACAGAGAGGAGCAGUGUCACGGCAGCGGGGCAUGUUUGAUGGAACUGAAAAUCCUUGUGGAAAACCCUUUGGAAAUGCAUCAUAUAAUCGUGGAAAUAGCGGACGUGAAUGAUUACUCUCCAAGCUUUCCCGAAAAAGAACAACAGUUUGAAAUAGCGGAACACACUCCUCCGGGGACACGGUUUCAGCUUCUUGCAGCCCGUGAUUUCGAUGCUGGGAUUAAUUCUGUGCGAACAUACACCUUGACAUCAAAUGAUCAUUUCGAAAUAGAUCUUAGUCAAAGUGACGAAGACAAAAUCCCGUUUCUGGUGCUGAAAAAGUCCUUAGACAGAGAACGAAAGAAUAAACACUUGCUGUUCGUGACAGCAGUGGAUGGGGGUAAACCUCCAAGAUCAGGGACACUUAAUGUUUCUAUUACUGUUCUUGAUAUUAAUGAUAAUCGUCCAACAUUUAGCCAGGAUACAUAUCAAAUUCAAGUAUAUGAAAAUGUCUCGGUUGAAAAUAUUCUUACAAGAGUGACAGCAAUAGAUCCAGAUGAAGGUGUUAAUGGAGAAAUAGAAUACAGUCUUAGUAAAGCGCUGCCGCGUAAUGUUUAUGAUAUCUUUGAACUGGACAGUGUGAGUGGGCAAAUAAAAUUGAAAAAAAAGUUGGAUUAUGAGGAAUCAGAAAUUUACAAACUCGAUGUUGAAGCUUCCGACAAAGGAACGCCUCCACUAAUAGGGAGGAGUCGAGUUAUUGUAAAGAUAAAAGACGUCAAUGACAACUCACCAGAGCUAGAAGUGACAUCUUUAUCAAACACUGUCCCUGAAGAUUCAAAGCCUGGCACCGUGAUUUCUCUUAUUAGUGUGACGGAUAAAGACUCUGGAGUCAACGGAAAAAUAAUAUCACGCAUAACGAAUCAAGUACCUUUCGAACUGAAACCAUCUUACAAAGAAAACAUAUAUUCACUUGUUACAAAGGGACAUUUGGACAGAGAAGAAACGUCACUUUAUGAAAUAAUGAUACUCGCUACUGACUGUGGGGAGCCUCCAUUGUCUACUGUCAAGUCACUAAGUGUUCAGAUAAUUGAUGUUAAUGACAAUAUCCCAUAUUUUGAUCAAAACCCGUUACAGUUUUAUUUGUCAGAAAAUAAUGUUGCUGGAAAAUCAAUAUUUUCCUUGAGUGCAACAGACAAUGAUAUUAAUGAGAACGCAGCUGUUACAUAUCAAAUCGUCAAAGGAAUGACAGAAAAAGAUGUAACAGCUUUUCUAAAUGUCAAUUCAGAAAAUGGACAAAUAUCCGCACUGAAAAGUUUCGACUUUGAAACCGUUAAAAAUUUCCAGUUCCAAGUUGUAGCCACCGAUUCUGGAACUCCGUCACUCAGCAGCAACGUGACAGUCAACGUGUUCAUUCUGGAUCAGAACGACAACGCUCCAGUCAUCCUCUAUCCACUCAGCUCCAACGGCUCUGCUGAAGGUGUGGAGGAGAUUCCCCGCAACGUCAACGCAGGACACCUGGUGACUAAAGUCAGAGCCUAUGAUGCUGAUAUAGGAUAUAACGGCUGGCUGUUGUUCUCACUGCAGGAAGUCACUGACCACAGUCUCUUUGGUUUGGACCGCUACACAGGACAGAUCAGGACACUUCGUUCAUUCACAGAGACAGACGAGGCUGAACAUAAACUGGUCAUACUGGUCAAAGACAAUGGGAAUGUUUCACUGUCAGCAACAGCGACUGUGAUUGUCAAACUUGUGGAGCCCAAGGAGGCUUUUGCAGCUUCUGAUGUGAAAAGUGCAACAGCAAUAGACGAAGGGGACAACGUUACAUUUUACCUGAUGAUAACUUUGGGAGCAGUUUCUGUACUUUUCCUUGUCAGUAUCAUCGUGCUGGUCGCAAUGCAGUGCUCCAAAUCCACUGACUACACAUCUAAAUAUCUACAAGAGACCAAUUAUGAUGGGACACUGUGUCACAGCAUUCAGUACAGAUCUGGAGAUAAACGAUACAUGUUGGUUGGACCCAGAAUGAGUAUUGGAUCUACAAUUGUUCCUGGCAGUCAUGCAAACACUCUAGUUCUUCCUGAUAGGAGGAGGGUUUCUGAAGAGUUCCAAGUUGUAGCCACAGAUUCUGGAACUCCGUCACUCAGCAACAACGUGACAGUCAACGUGUUCAUUCUGGAUCAGAACGACAACGCUCCAGUCAUCCUGUAUCCACUCAGCUCCAACGGCUCUGCAGAAGGUGUGGAGGAGAUUCCCCGCAACGUCAACGCAGGACACUUGGUGACUAAAGUCAGAGCCUAUGAUGCUGAUAUAGGAUAUAACGGCUGGCUGUUGUUCUCACUGCAGGAAGUUACUGACCACAGUCUGUUUGGUUUGGACCGCUACACAGGACAGAUCAGGACACUUCGUUCAUUCACAGAGACAGACGAGGCUGAACAUAAACUGGUCAUCCUGGUCAAAGACAAUGGGAACGUUUCACUGUCAGCAACAGCGACUGUGAUUGUCAAACUUGUGGAGCCUAAAGAAGCUUUUGCAGCUUCUGAUGUGAAAAGUGCAGAAAAAUUGGAGGAGGAGGACAAUGUUACAUUUUACCUGAUGUUAACUCUGGGAGCUGUGUCUUUCCAAGUUGUAGCCACAGAUUCUGGAACUCCGUCACUCAGCAACAACGUGACAGUCAACGUGUUCAUUCUGGAUCAGAACGACAACGCUCCAGUCAUCCUGUAUCCACUCAGCUCCAACGGCUCUGCUGAAGGUGUGGAGGAGAUUCCCCGCAAUGUCAACGCAGGACACUUGGUGACUAAAGUCAGAGCCUAUGACUCUGAUAUAGGAUAUAACGGCUGGCUGUUGUUCUCCCUGCAGGAAGUCACUGACCACAGUCUCUUUAGUUUGGACCGCUACACAGGACAGAUCAGGACACUUCGUUCAUUCACAGAGACAGACGAGGCUGAACAUAAACUGGUCAUCCUGGUCAAAGACAAUGGGAAUGUUUCACUGUCAGCAACAGCGGCUGUGAUUGUCAGACUUGUGGAGCCCAAGGAGGCCUUUGCAGCUUCUGAUGCGAAAAGUGCAGCCAAAGUGGAAGAGGAGGACAAUGUUACAUUUUACCUGAUGAUAAUUUUGGGAGCUGUCUCUGUGCUUUUCAUCAUCAGCAUAAUCGUUUUAAUUGCCAUGCAGUGCUCCAAAUCCACAGACUACACUUCUAAAUAUUUACAAGAGACUAAUUAUGAUGGAACACUGUGUCACAGCAUUCAGUACAGAUCUGGAGAUAAGCGAUACAUGCUGGUUGGACCCAGAAUGAGCAUUGGAUCUACUAUAGUUCCUGGCAGCCAUACAAAUACUCUAGUUCUCCCUGAUCGCAGAAUGGCUUCUGAAGAGGUAAGACCAUGA